AUGUUCAGUGCUGGAAUUUCGGGACAGGAGCCAGUAUCCUGGUCAAAAUGCGGACUUUUGGCUUACGGUGAUAGAAAGGAUAUCAGGUCAAACCUGGUAAUAACUUUCCUAGAGACAGUUAAUGGCAGUAACUGGAAAUUCCACAGGUCAAGAAGGUAUGCGAUAAGCCCGCACAUUUUCGAACAGAAUACUUCGAAUUCAAACGGUACAAAGACAGGAUCGGCUGCGGGCAAAACAGUCAAUUGCCAUUACCCGAUAUCUUCUCUUCAUUGGAACAAUGUUGGAACUCUCGCUGGGGACAUGCUGGCAGUCUGCGAUCAGAAGGGAAAUGUUACUUUUAUCGUCGCAGGUCAUGGUGCGGAAGGAUCAGGCACACUUGACAGGCUUUCAGUAGUAUUUCAGGAUACCGUAUACAAAAUGAGCAGCCAGAUGAUGCCUCUUGUCGAGGCCAGAUUCGGCCCAAAAUUGGGCUCGAAGCCUUCUAAAAACACCGGAAGCUCUCUUGUGAUUCACUUUGAAUGGCUGAGCGGGCAGAAACCGGCGAUUUGCAUGCAUGGCGCAAUAAAAGAUCAAGCAACCGGAUUUUUCAAAAGUCAGGUUCAGCAAUGUGAACCAUGGGGUCUAUUUCAUCCUGCAAGUAUUAAAAGUGCAUCUUUUGCAAUAAGGAGAAACGCUCAACUAGAUUUUUGGUACCAGUUUUCGAACUCGAAAGAGCACAAGAAAAUAUCGUUGCAACUGAAUAACCUGAGGCAGCAACAAACAAAACAACUAGAAUGUCUGCGGUUCGCAAAGUGUGCGCAUUCUUACGAAGGAAAUUCAAGCUUGGUGGGGACUUAUUCGGCCUUAGAAAAUAGAUUUUCCCUAUACAAAUUGGACAUCAAUUGGAAUUCGACCACUACUGACACAACAAACGAGCCCUCUGUCGCUUUACAUCAAAUUUUUUGUUUCAAUCCUGAUCUACUGGGUCUCAAUGGUGAGUUGCUUGAGCUAUCAAAUUUUGAGAUGAUUUCAGCCUCAUACGAUAAAAAAUCUCGAGCGGAGCUUCUUCUUUGUUACACAAUUCAAGAGUCUUCGAGGAGCUUGAUCAAAAGAUAUGAAGUGACCAGUUUCUCUCCAGCUACCGAACUUACGGCUAUUUUCGGCACAGUUACGUCACAGACAGCCUCUUCGGGCCCCACGAAUUUUUCCUUGUCCGAUAUGGGCAGUCUCGAGCUCGAUGGCGAAGUUGUGGGUAUAGAAACUCGUAAUUUUGAUACUGUUGUCAUAUUUCGACUGAAAAACGGUUAUUUCAAAAUAUUCAACAGAUUUUUGUGGUCUGAGGAAGGCGUCACUAUAGGCGAUGCUCCUAAGUUGAACGACUCAAAGAAAAUAACCUCUAUUACUUGCAGUGGAAUGAAGUAUCCGAAAGUUCCAGCACUAGAAGUAAUAGACUGGGUUCACCUCUCCCCAGCCAUGGGAGGUUAUGCGUUUAAAAUGAAAUAUCAGAGCGAAGCUUCUUUUAAAGCCAUUUCUAUACCAGAUCUUUCUGACGAAACGGAAAACAUAAUGCACGCAGUUUCGUUUGCGCACGCCUUUGUUGUCAGUAAUCACCAGCAACUGUCUGGGGAAGAUCUAUCAAUUGCCAUCAAGGAGGUUGCGCUAAAAUGGGGGCAAGAAGAUAAUAAGAAAGGAAGGCAAUUCAUGGUAGAAGUGAUCAGACAGGUAAUGCAUUUAUUCGGCUUAACGCCAGAUACCCCGAAAGAGCUAAAGGAUAAAAUUAUGAUGAGCAGACCAAUACAAAGAGCAAUUUUGUUACAGCUUGAACUUGGUGGCUCUUUUGACAACAAGAACAUGUAUAGCUUGCCGCGUGCUAUCAUGCUGUUGCGGAACAUCAUGUUCGCCUUCAACGGCGUCUCAAGAAAUAUUCAAGUUAUUGUCCACCAUAUCACCACAAUGACCAUACAACAACCGGCCAGCAAACUUUUUCAGUUUGCCUUCUCGAAGCAAGACCUAAUUUACUCUCUAAUCCCAUGUGCGAAGUGGUUUGUAAAAUUCAUCACUUUUCUCACUCAGCAGUUGAUAGUGCUGGUCAACAAUUCACAAAUGAAGGAGGAAACUCUUGUGCUUUCAGUAUUGGCAUCUAAGAUUUCUCGAACAUUACUGCUAUCGAUACUCAGCGAAAUUAAGAAAAUUGUUCAAUUAAUAACCAAAUUUCCCGAGACCAACUAUCCUAUUCUCAAUGAGUCCUCUGUAUACUUGAGAAAGGUGUUAGGUGACUCUCAGGUUAAUUUUGAAAAGUUUGAAACUUUUCUGGUGGACGUCAAUAAUAAAUUCACCUCUCUAGGAGAGCAGCAAAACCAACUUUCGCCCACCAACGCCGAUACCUAUUUAAUCUUUGAUGGUGACUUUUCUGAAGAUAUGAAAAGUAUUAAAGAUUUUCUUCUGACGUACUCCAACAUGGCCAUUCUGUCCCACAUAAAGCCAGCGGACGUCUACUUUGCGGACACUAGUGCUCUUCGCAUUUUCGCAUCUGAGUACUUUUCGCCGGAAGUAUUUCGACUUUUGCAGCCCAUCGAAAAGGGUCUUGUCAUAAAAUCCAACGAUUUACCGGAAAACGCAUCGUCGGAGAGGUCAUUUUCUCCGCUCACUUUUGACAGCAUAUCUCAUGAACCUAUUAAUCCCGCCAAAACGCCCAAAAUCAAAAGGUGUUGUCGUUGCAGCGCUAUAACCCGCACUGGGUAUCCUAUCAGUAAAGAAAAUACUGUAAUACCUACUUCAAUUUCUGCUAAACGUUGGUCUAAUCUAUACUCCAGGGUGUGCAUGUGCUCAGGUUUCCUUUACGAGCUCGAUGACGACUGA
Messenger RNA from Lachancea mirantina, 2838 nucleotides. Lineage: Eukaryota; Fungi; Ascomycota; Saccharomycetes; Saccharomycetales; Saccharomycetaceae. The record is from the annotation of a GenBank genome assembly.